Molecule: messenger RNA, 2660 nt
Organism: Acipenser ruthenus (sterlet)
Lineage: Eukaryota; Metazoa; Chordata; Actinopteri; Acipenseriformes; Acipenseridae
Product: tRNA selenocysteine 1-associated protein 1-like
Exons: 9
Coding region: 160-1053 (297 amino acids)
Biological process (GO): selenocysteine incorporation
Cellular component (GO): nucleus
Molecular function (GO): tRNA binding
Source: RefSeq, a predicted model, not a curated record
CGGUUUGAUACCAACAGGAAGACCCGCGCAGCGUGGGAAGUGUGUGUGUUUUUUUUUUUUACCAAAGUUUGACAGAUGCAGCAAUGUCAAUUCUGUUUACAAUUGUUGCAUUUGAAUAAUUUGUUUAUUUAAAGAUAGAAGACAUUUACUCUUUCGAGAAUGAGUAGCCUGUGGAUGGGAAAUCUUGAGCCGUACAUGGAUGAGAAGUUUGUCUCCCGUGCCUUCGCCACCAUGGGGGAGCUUGUCAAGGGAGUCCGAAUCAUUCGAAACAAGAUGACUGGGUCAGCAGCGGGUUACUGCUUUGUAGAGCUUGCAGAUGAAGCGACGGCAGAACGGUGCCUUCUUAAAAUCAAUGGGAAACCCCUGCCAGGGGCAACGCCUCCUAAAAGAUUCAAGUUAAACCGGGCCACUUAUGGAAAACAGGGUGAUAGCAGCCCUGAGUAUUCCCUGUUUGUUGGUGAUCUGACUCCUGAAGUAGAUGAUGGGAUGCUCUAUGAAUUUUUCCUGAAGCGAUACGUGUCCUGCCGGGGAGCGAAAGUGGUUUUGGACCAGCAGGGCAACUCCAGAGGCUGCGGUUUUGUGAAGUUUAUGGAUGAAAAUGAACAGAAACGGGUUCUUAAGGAGUGCCAGGGAUCACUGGGGCUCGGAGGAAAGCCGUUACGGUUAAGUCUGGCUGUAACUAAAGCGAGUAAGCCAGCGCCACCUGUAGCAAGCUAUCCCCAAACCUACAACUACAACCAACUGCCAUACAACCAGUAUUACCAGGAGUACCAGGAGUACCAGGAGUACCAGAAUUACUACGCUAACUGGGGCUAUGAUCAGAACACAGGGAGCUACAGCUACAGCUAUCCCCAGUAUGGGUACACACAGAGCGCCAUGCAGUCCUAUGAAGAAGUAGAUGAUGAUGCCCUUGAAGAUCCAACCCCCCAGAUUGAUGUUGAAGAAGCCAACCGGCAGUUUAUGGAGCAAAGCGAGGAGCUGUAUGACGCACUAAUGGACUGUCACUGGCAGCCUUUGGACACGGUGUCUUCAGAAAUCCCAGCUGCGCUCUAGGGUUUGUGUAAUUGGAGGAGUGAUGUGCAUUAAGCAGACAACCUACAGUCAACAGCAGAGAGGACACACUUUGCUGCUCUGAACAUGCUGCGCUUUUAAAUGGGUUGAAGAACAAUGUUGACUAUCGUUUAAAGUCAAGAACUGUCAGCCAAGGGAUUCAACUUUUCAAUCCCUUCUAUGUAAUGCUGGUGGGGGGUCGGGGGGAUUGUCAAAAAGGACUAAUAUUAAUGUGUCAGUUUUUUGGGGGUUAUCCUGGGUAAAUUAACAGAAUAUUUUGGAACUUUUGUGUUUUUAUUAUAUAUAUGCUGUAUAUAUUAUUACCCAGUUAUUUUCGUUGUCUGUAAAAUAUAAAUUCACAUAGAACCCCAAAACAGCAAUGGUAUGUGUAUAAGGUUUAUUUUUUUUUUAAAGAGAGAGAACCCCCCCCCCAAAAAAAAAAAAAAAACCAGAACAAAUGUGGUGAAAAAACAGCAGUAGUAAAAUAAAGAAAAGAGUUGUGCUUGAUGGUCCAGGAGUAGACUAGAGGAAGACUAGGAGAGAGAACAGAGAAAAAUGUAAUGAUCUUGAUAUUUUAUAGCAGUACUUUAAAUAAAUGAAUACAAGGUGUAAUCCCAUGAACAGAUAACGGGGGUGCUGUGUACAGAAUAGAUUUGAUCAGCCUGUUAGCUCUACACACGCAGUCCUGGCUCCUAAUCAAUAUAGCAUCUCUGUUUUGAAAGAAUGAUUCCAUGCACCGUUCCCAGGCAUGCUGUUGAUGUCUACAUAACCAUUGCCACCCUGCGCUUUCUGCUACCCAAAGCAAUCAUUUAGCUGUGUGAAUGGACUGGGUUCAUUAAACGCAUUUCAAGGACAACACUUUUUUUUUUUACCAUAAAAAAACAAUAUAAAGAAAAGGUGUGAUCUUAACUACAGACUCUCAUUAAGCCUAUCUUUCAUACAAUUUGGUUUGGUCUCUUUAUCAGGCUUUAGCAUUAUGUCUACAUAUCAAGUCUGGGUAAUAUAUUUUGCCACACUUCACAACAGACCAAUUUCAAUACUGGGAAGAAUGAAUGAACCAAGGGGUAAAAGUCUGCUAACCUUUGCUCUAUAGUACAUGUUGUUACCUGUUAGCUUUAUUCACAUUAUUAUAAGGGCACAGGAAGACCUAUUGUAUUAGUGAUGCCGUCUAGUAUGGUUUGGCAAGAGUUUUGAUAUACAAAUCUUGUAAAUAACUUAUAUAAUACUGGUCCCAGUUUAAUUGUGUUGAGAAAGUUGUCUUCUAAUGGAAGGUUAUUGUUAACUUUUGACACAUUUCUUGUGCACCACAAGGAAAGUAAUUCAGUAAAUCUAGCAGUCAAUGAACACUUUAAGUGGGUGACCACAAUGCGUGCAGCAGAAUCAGCUAUUCUCAACCGGAUGAUCAUGACAAGAUACAGAGAGUUCAUCAAGCCAGGAAGGAUGAGAAAUUUGAUCACAAAGAGGAAUUGUGUUUCAUUCUGUCUCUAAUUGCUUCAGUAACAGCAAUGUAUAAGCUUGCUUCUGCUGUGUCUGCAUUGAGAUACUGUGAUCAAAUAAAAGGUGGAAGCUUACUUGGAAUGUCUAUUAUACAUGAUUAAAAAAACCAAAAA